UCAUCAUGCAUGUUUCUCUUGUUAAAGGCUCUGUAUCCGGAGAACUCUGUUUCUGCCGACUUACUUUCAGGGGAAAUUUAUUUUCGCCCGGCUUUGUUGUAUGAUCCAUGUUUCUCUAAAUCUAAAUCGAUAUAAUCAUGUUUAGAGUGAAAAAAAAAAAGUUUAUUUUGGGGGUGUGUUUGAACGAUAGAAAAAUAAUAUUACCAAAGUUCGAAAACUAUGAAAUUAAAUAAACCUCCACUGCCUUCUUCAUCCUUGCUCUGCGCCGCGCCUCGUUCCCUCUCCGAUACUCCUCCCUCGCCCUAUAGCAUCUUUCCUCGCAGGGCAAAGGUUUCAUCCUCCACUUUCGCCAAUGCAAAGCUUGUAACUUUGAAGUCUUGUGCAGCUAAGUUUCACCUCUGUUCUUCCAUGGCCACCUCUGAUCAGCACCGCUCUCGCCACCGAGACGAAAGCCCUACAAAACCAAACAAGAAGAUGAAGAAGAAGGCAAGCCACAACCAAGAAAAGAGCCUCCUUAUCAGUCUCCAUUCAUGUUCCAAGCACAAAGACCUCUCAGCUGCGUUAGCUCUUUACGAUGCAGCCAUCGGUUCCGGGGACGUCAGACUCAGCCAGCAACACUAUCAGUCCCUUCUUUACCUCUGCUCCGCUUCCCUCGGCGACCCGUCUCUUCAAACCCUUGCCAUUGACCGUGGCUACCAGGUUUUUCAACGUAUGGUUGGUUCCGGGGCUAGUCCUAACGAAGCAUCUGUCACUUCGGUGGCCAGACUGGCUGCUGCCAAGGGUGACGGUGAUUACGCUUUCAAGGUUGUCAAAGACAUUGUUGCUGUUGGAGGCGUAUCAGUCCCACGUCUGAGGACUUAUUCUCCGGCUCUGCUCUGUUUCUGUGAGAGAUUGGAGGCUGAGAAGUGUUACGAAGUUGAAGAGCACAUGGAUGCUUCAGGUAUCGCGUUGGAGGAGGUGGAGAUCUCUGCUUUGCUUAAGGUAAGCGUUGCCACGGGAAGAGAGAGCAAGGUUUAUAGAUAUUUGCAUAAACUAAGGGAAUGCGUUGGGUUUGUUAGUGAGGAAACUUCAAAAGUUAUCGAGGAAUGGUUCUGUAGUGAGAAAGCUAGCGAGGUUGGCAGAGAUAGUGGGGGGAAUGGUUCUGACAUUGAGUUGCUUAGAGCAGCUGCUUUGAAGAAUGGGGGUGGGUGGCAUGGUCUUGGGUGGGUUGGGGAAGGCAAAUGGAUUGUGAAGAAGGGUAAUGCUAGCCCUGAUGGAGAAUGUUUGAGCUGCGGUGAGCGUUUGGCUUGUGUAGAUACCAAUGAGGAAGAGACUGAGAAUUUUGUAAAUUCUUUGGUGGCUUUGGCUGUGGAGAGGAAGGCGAAGAUGAACUCUUGUGAGCCAAUGGAGGACUUCAGUGAGUUUCAGGAGUGGCUUGAAAAGCAUGGAGACUAUGAAGCUAUACUAGAUGGAGCAAACAUUGGGCUCUACCAACAAAAUUUUGUAGAUGGUGGUUUCAGUCUACCACAGCUUGAAGCUGUAGUGAAGGAACUUUACAAUAAAAGUGGCAACAAAAAAUGGCCGCUGAUUCUCUUGCACAAGAAACGGGUCAAUGCGCUUUUAGAAAACGCUAAUCACCGGAAUGUGGUGGAGGAGUGGAUUGAUAAUAAUGUCCUAUACACGACUCCACCAGGUUCCAAUGAUGAUUGGUAUUGGCUCUACGCUGCUGCUAAACUCAAGUGCUUGCUUGUGACUAAUGAUGAGAUGAGAGAUCACAUUUUUGAACUAUUAAGUACCAGUUUUUUCCAAAAAUGGAAACAAAGGCAUCAGGUUCGGUAUACAUUUGUGAAAGGAAGUCUAAAGCUUGAAAUGCCACCUCCUUUCUCGGUUGUGAUCCAGGAAUCGGAGAAAGGUUCAUGGCACGUUCCGAUCACGUGCCAAGACGGUGAGGUUUCUUUAAGAAACUGGAUAUGCGUUACGAGACGGAGUUGAUAGAGAGAUUCACUCGAUGUUGUUGUAUUUUUUUUUGCUAUUAUUUGUAUACGUCAGCAUCAUUUUGACCAUGCAAACAAGCAGAACCUUUUGUCUUAUUUUUAAGAGUAGUUUCUCUUACGUGUUAAGUUCAAACCGUUACGAACCAAAACCAAACUGGUGUAAGUUUGUAGUUGUGAGUCCGGAAAAAGAUGCUAAAAGUUAAAUAUAGGUUUUUGACAUUA
Molecule: messenger RNA, 2195 nt
Organism: Raphanus sativus (radish)
Lineage: Eukaryota; Viridiplantae; Streptophyta; Magnoliopsida; Brassicales; Brassicaceae
Product: proteinaceous RNase P 3
Exons: 7
Coding region: 220-1971 (583 amino acids)
Biological process (GO): tRNA 5'-leader removal
Molecular function (GO): protein binding; ribonuclease P activity
Source: RefSeq, a predicted model, not a curated record